Messenger RNA from Ambispora gerdemannii, 576 nucleotides. The record is from the annotation of a GenBank genome assembly. NCBI's taxonomy places the organism in Eukaryota, Fungi, Glomeromycota, Glomeromycetes, Archaeosporales, Ambisporaceae.
AUGUCGGAAAUUAACAAAUUGAAAAAAAUAGACAUGCUUUCAACAUCGUCUUCAUCUAUCCCAUCACUUCUAUCAAUAAAGGAUAACAUUACUGAUUUGUCAAAACAACAGCUUAGCUUAGCAAGAAAUAAGGGAAAGCAACAAACUGACUCUGAAGAGAAUCCACACCAGCAAGCGAUAACUGAGGAUAUUAUAAAGAAUGAUGAUAAAUCAAAAAAAGAAUCCAGAACAAUUAUCGAUGGCACUAUAAAUGAUCAAAUGGAUCGGACUUUGACAGCAACCGAUGUUGAUUCCAUAGCAACUUACUCGGAGCAAAUAGAAAGUAAUUUAGCAUUAUCCUCUUCAUUUAUUACAGCAAAAAGCACUGAAAAUCAAAUCAUGAACCAGCAACAAAUUGACAUAAAAAAAUUGGAUGAUUUAUCGAUUCUCUUUGACAAUACUAUCAAAUAUAAUGAAAACUUUGAAACAAAUUUCAUGAAAUUUUUUACAAUUCUUUCCGAAAAAUCGCAAACACCCUCUGAUAAAAUAGAAUUUUGCAAAGUUUAUAAGACAAUAUACAACACCGAAAAUUUUUAG